AUGCCACAGAUGUGCAGGGAAGAGAGUGAUCUUCAAUCAUCUUCACAAUCUACCAGUCAAGAAAUGAAGGCUCAUUCCAGAAUGACUACAUUUUCUUCUUCAAUGUUUGCAUUUUCUCUACGACAAUUUUUUACGUCUGUAAAAUAUGCCGACAAGGAAAAACAAGAGACGAAAAAGGACUCACCACUCUUCUCUGAUACUCGAAAUAAAGUCCGUCCAAACCACAUGUUAACCAUAAAUAAUCUUAUCUUUUUACUGUAUCCCCUUAUUCUGUUUACAACAACACAAGCAACUAGAUUCGAUUCCAUAAUUCCUGGAUGUCCUGACCUGAGGUCAAUCGCCGAAAUUGAUUCUUAUAAUGGAAGCUUCUGUUUCUGUGAUGCACUAGAUGAGAAUGAAGUGAGCAUAAGUUGCUUGUAUGGUUCUUCAGUUCAACAACUUCAAACUGUCAUUAAUGCUAUAGAAAAAGUGAAUAAAACUCUUCGAAAGAUAACACUAACUCGUAUGGAAUUUGACAACGCUACUUUGCCUGCAAGCCUUUUCCAUAGCUCACUUGCAUUAAUACAAACCAUCUCUAAAUUCAUAAUAAAGCAAUUAAAGCAAUUUUUUCUUCAUUUAAUUUAUUUAAAAUCCAUAAUUAAUCUAUAUCUACAACAUGCAGAUAAGUGCAUCCAUAUCGGUCCUCUAAAAAUUCAUCCUAGCGCGUUUUACGGAGUAGAGCAAACACUAGAAGAACUUUCUAUUACUGACUGCAAAUUAGAAGAAUUCCCUCGUGAAGCAAUCCACAACUUGACUAAUUUGAAAUCUUUAUCGUUAGCUCAUAACAAGUUGACCUAUUUGGAAAUAAAUGACCUCCAAUCACUGAAAAAAUCAUUUUCUUCGAGCUUUGUUCCAAAAGAAUUACUGCCCACUUUAAGAUUUGAAGAAAUAUCCACAUGUAUAUUUCUUAGUUUCAACUAUUCUCAUCUACAGUUGGAAGCAUUAAAUUUGGAAGGUAACUUCAUAUCAUCAUUAGAAAAAGGAGCGCUAUCAACACUUCGUAAUUCAUUACAUAUUCUUAGUUAUGGAAGUCACAAUUUCGUCAACGAUAGCAUUUUCGAGGAAAUUUCACAGCUCAACGAACUUCAAGUUCUAGAUAUGAACAAUGCUGAUGGCAUCACUGACAUUGCACCAGGAACAUUUCUAGGAUUGAGUAAACUAGAAAAAUUACUGCUAGCUGGAUGCAGUUUAACAGCUAUCCAUAAUGAGACAUUUCAAGGUUUAACUAAACUUACUGAGCUGGAUUUACGGAUUAAUCUUCUGAAUAAGAUAGCAUGUGGAAGUUUCAUUUCGACACCUAAUCUGCGACGUUUAUCACUGGCUGGAAAUUAUUUGAAUGAAAGUUUCCCUUGUUGGUGGAAUGGAAUGAAAAAUUUAAAAGAUCUAGAUCUCGGAUGGAAUGAACUAGCUGUUUUGGAGAAUGAUAUUUUUGUCGAACUUGGUUCUACACUUGCUUUCUUAAAUCUUCGGCAUAACAAGAAGUUAGUGAAGAUAGCUGACGAUGCAUUCAACGGGCUCAUUUAUGUCAGCCGUUUGAAUAUGAGUGCAGUAAGCAUAACGCAACUGAACAAUACGCUUCGCCAUCUUUCUUCUCUCAAA
Molecule: messenger RNA, 1638 nt
Organism: Thelazia callipaeda (thelaziosis nematode)
Lineage: Eukaryota; Metazoa; Nematoda; Chromadorea; Rhabditida; Thelaziidae
Source: the annotation of a GenBank genome assembly